Molecule: messenger RNA, 1490 nt
Organism: Musa acuminata subsp. malaccensis (wild Malaysian banana)
Lineage: Eukaryota; Viridiplantae; Streptophyta; Magnoliopsida; Zingiberales; Musaceae
Molecular function (GO): nuclease activity
Source: RefSeq, a predicted model, not a curated record
AUGGUGUCCUUCAAGGCCAAUCAAACUAGAGUGACUGAGCGAAAUCGUACCAGUGGUGAUCAUACUCCUAACGCCUCAAAGCCGUCGGUCUUCUACUCGCGCACGGUGACGACUGGCACUCCCUUCAUGAACUCCCUCUUCCUCCUUCCCAAAACCCUAGCUUUCGCCCCGAAUCCCUCGUCCUCAUCGUCCUCCAAACCAAAUUCCCAUUCCUCUUCGGCCGAUGGAAUCCCAAUUACAAGUUCUAGUCGUCGCGGAAAUCCUCUUAAGCCAUCGCUGCUCGAGCAGAGACCUCUUCUCAGGUUGUGGUUGCACGAUUGCUGCCAUCUUUUGAUUUCCAGCGUCAUUGGGCUCUCCUGUGCCCUGUCUCUUCAUCCCGCUGUGGCCGAUGCCAUUCGUCCACAGAUUCCGUCGGUCUACCCAUGCGAAGAUGUCGACAGUUACUAUAAUGGUGUUAGUGUGUUACAAGGCGUUGCAUUGAUGAAGAAGCUCAAUUCCAUUGUCUCUCCCCACCAGUCACUAACUUACAGAGAGGUUUGGGAUGCGCUCAAGAUUCUUGAUGCAGUUGAUGUGGAGAACCCAGAAGCCUCCUCCGAAAUAAUCGAGAUAUACUCAUUGAGAGCUGUCCCAAAAUCAUUGGCAGGAAAGCCAGAAGGAUGGAACAGAGAACAUUUAUGGCCUCGUUCUUAUGGCUUAAGAGAUGGAACAUCUUUAACUGAUUUACAUAACAUCCGUCCCGCAGAUGUCAAUGUGAACUCAUCUAGGGGAAACAAGUACUACGGUGAAUGUGUUUCUGUAUCAACUCACUGUUCAAGACCAGCAAAUAAUGAAGCUGCUCCUGACACUGAGACAGAUAAGAAAAGAUGGGCACCACCUAGACAGGUUAGGGGAGAUAUAGCAAGAUCACUGAUGUAUAUGGCUGUCUCUUAUGGAUUUCAACAGCCUGAUGGGAGGCUGCCUCUACUACUUUCUGAUUCACCAAAUAUUGAAAAACAUGAGAUGGGCCUCCUUUCAACAUUACUACAGUGGAACAAAUUUGAUCCACCUUCAAGAAUGGAGCAGUUGAGAAAUGACAGAAUAUGCAAGUUAUACCAGCACAACAGGAAUCCAUUUAUUGAUCAUCCAGAAUAUGCCAAUUUCAUAUGGAAGAAUGUUACUUCAAGCAAUCUUACUAGGGUUUCUGUUAAACAUGAUAGACAAAAUGCUAUUUCAACAAUACUAGAAAAAAAAUAAUUUGGCAGAACUUGGAAUGUGGAUUGGGAUUGCCAGAAGUUUCAUUUUGUCAAGCUGCAAAAGCUACAGCAGCUGGAUGAUCCGAUUAACAACAGCGAUUCAUGUUUGACAUGCAGAGCAGCCAUUUCCUAAUCAUGUUGUUUUGUCAAAAAAAAAAAAACAUGUUUUUUCCUCUUUCUAUGCAAUUGCAACAGCAGCAAUUCCUCAUGUUACAUUAUAAACUUAAUUAUGUAUGUCAUUGCAGUUCAUUGAGAUUC